This is a messenger RNA of Phyllotreta striolata, 1654 nucleotides long. The record is from the annotation of a GenBank genome assembly. Lineage: Eukaryota; Metazoa; Arthropoda; Insecta; Coleoptera; Chrysomelidae.
AAAAAAUACAUAAAAAAGAAGAAUAUUAUAACCCCAACAUAACAAAAUUGUCAAUUUUAUAAUUAUUUCUUCAUUAAUCAAAAUAAUAACAUACAAGAAUCGCGAGUGUAGUUUUAUUAAGUUAGGUUUAUGAAUUAAACGAAUUACAAUAAUAUGACUAUAGAUAACCUGGAAAGCGACAACAUAAUAUUAGCUACAGGGGGCUACGAUCACACAAUAAAAUUAUGGCAAACUCACACAGGAAUUUGUACGAGAACCUUACAACACGCCGAAUCGCAAGUAAACGCGUUAGAAAUAACUCCUGACCGCCAACACCUAGCCGCAGCCAGUUACCAGCACAUCUACAUGUACGACUUGGCCUCGAAUAACCACAACGCGAUCGUAAACUACGAAGGCACCUCCAAGAACGUAACGUGCGUGGGCUUCCAGGAGGACGGCAAAUGGAUGUAUUCAGGCGGAGAAGACAGCAGGGCCAGGAUAUGGGACCUGAGGUCGAGGAACAAUCAAUGCCCCAAGAUAUUCGAAGUCCAGUCGCCCAUCAACUGCGUCGCCUUGCACCCCAAUCAAGUGGAAUUGUUUGUGGGCGAUCAGAACGGGAUUAUUUACAGAUGGGAUCUUCGUACGGAUAAUAACGAGCAAUUAAUUCCUGAAAACGAUGCUGUGAUUUUAGACGUGGAAAUAUCUCCUGAUAGCAAACUGAUGGCGUCUGUGAAUAAUAAAGGCCGUUGUUACAUAUGGAGUUUGGUUACAGGAAUGGUGGAUACCCCGACGAAAAUGGUGCCCAAGCAAAAAUUCGAAGCGCAUACUAGACAUACGUUGAAAUGUAAAUUUAGCGCGGAUUCCAGUUUAUUAGCGACGACUUCUGCAGAUACUACUACGAGAAUAUGGAGAGUCGAUGAGAAUUUUGGACUCUUGCGGGAAAUCAAGCAACCUGAAAGUCAACGAUGGGUGUGGGACGCAGCUUUUAGCGCGGACGGGCAAUAUUUGUUUACAGGCGAGUCAUUAUCCAUUACACCUUCCUCCAGCGGUUUCGCUAGGUUGUGGAAUCUAGAAAGCGGCGCGAUGGAGAGAGAAUAUGCAGGUCAUCAAAAAGCGAUCACUGCCCUAGCAUUUAGAGAUACUUCAUAAUCGCAUAAAUUAGCUUAUAAAAUAAAAAAAAAUUGAAAAACGACGUUCUAUUAGUUUAAUUUGAUCGAUAUAACAAAUCAUUACGAAAGAGAUUUUAUUGUAUUAAAUUAAUUUAACACAUCCACGAAAAUUUUUAAAUUAUUGCUAAUAAUCCACCACAAAAUUUUCUCGUUAAAAAUUUAAAUUAACAGAAUCCGUCUUUCGUCGAUAUGUACAUGAUCAAAUCGACCACUCUGUUCGAAUAACCAUAUUCGUUGUCGUACCAAGAUAUUAAUUUGACGAAUUUAUCGUUCAGAGCGAUCCCCGCCAAGGCGUCAAACGUAGACGAAUGAGUAUCUCCGCAAAAAUCCGUCGACACCACCUCCUCCUCGGUGUAGUUCAAAAUACCUUUAAAGGCCCCUUUGCUGGCUUCCUUAAUCGCCGCCUUGAUCUUAUCGUAUGGCGCGGAUUUCGCCAAUCUGGCUGUUAAAUCGACUACAGACACGUUCGGGACGGGUACUCGAAAUGCCAUACCGGUUAAUUUGCC